Molecule: messenger RNA, 1758 nt
Organism: Betta splendens (Siamese fighting fish)
Lineage: Eukaryota; Metazoa; Chordata; Actinopteri; Anabantiformes; Osphronemidae
Product: homeobox protein OTX1 B
Exons: 4
Coding region: 236-1273 (345 amino acids)
Biological process (GO): multicellular organism development; regulation of transcription by RNA polymerase II
Cellular component (GO): nucleus
Molecular function (GO): RNA polymerase II cis-regulatory region sequence-specific DNA binding; DNA-binding transcription factor activity, RNA polymerase II-specific
Source: RefSeq, a predicted model, not a curated record
AACGUCAAUCUCCGUCCGUCUGCAGCGGCCGCGCCACUUUUUAACGCAUCUGCGGUGAAAUGUUGUUUUUUCGAGGCGAACGGAGCUGAAAGCAGAAAUCCCUCUCAUCCAUGUGGAUAUUUUUCCCACUCUGGAUCUCACUGCUUUGAAAUUUAACAGGAUUUGUGUCAGGAGAGCCGAAAACAGGAGCCCGACCCCCGCGUGCACACUCCGGGCUCCCAGUCGCGCCUCGAGCAUGAUGUCUUAUCUCAAACAGGCCCCGUACGGGAUGAACGGACUGGGCCUGAGCGGGACCGCCAUGGACCUGCUGCACCCAUCCGUGGGGUAUCCAGCGAACCCGCGGAAGCAGCGCCGGGAGAGAACCACCUUCACGCGCACGCAGCUGGACAUCCUGGAGGCGCUGUUCGCCAAGACGCGCUACCCGGACAUCUUCAUGCGCGAGGAGGUGGCGCUGAAAAUCAACCUGCCCGAGUCCAGAGUGCAGGUGUGGUUUAAAAACAGACGCGCCAAAUGUCGUCAGCAGCAGCAGAGCAGCAGCAGCACCAAGGUGAAACCGCUGAAGAAGAAGUCGUCUCCGAGCAGAGAGAGUCCCGGUUCCGAGAGCAGCGGGCAGUUCACCCCGCCGGCCGCGUCCGGCGCCUCCACCUCCUCCUCCUCUUCCUCCUCCUCUUCCUCAUCCGCCUCCUCGGGCCUGGCUGCACCCGGCGUGAUCAGCACCUCUACCUCCGUCACCGCCCCGGUGUCGUCCAUCUGGAGCCCGGCCCCCAUCUCUCCGGCCCCGGCGCCGGUCACGCUGCCGGACCCGGCCGCCCCCACCAGCGCCUCCUGCAUGCAGCGCCCCGCGCCGUCCGGCGCCGGGGCGACGCCCUCCUACGCGGUGCCGUACAGCCAGACGGCGGCCUACGGCCAGGGGUACCCCCCCCCCGCCGUCGCCGUCGCCGCCGCCGCCGCGUCGGGCUCCUACUUCGGCGGCGUGGAGUGCGGCUCCUACCUGGCGCCCAUGCACUCCCACCACCACCCGCACCAGCUCAGCCCAAUGACGGGCGGCUCCAUGUCCGGACACCCUCACCACCACAUGGGCCAGACGCCGGCGCACCACCACCACCACCACCACCACCAGGCGUACGGCGCCGGCCUCCCCUUCAGCUCCACAGACUGUCUGGAUUACAAAGAGCAGGCGGCGGCCUCGGCCUCGGCCUGGAAGCUCAACUUCAACGCCUCCGACUGUUUGGACUACAAAGACCAGGCCUCGUGGCGCUUCCAGGUGCUGUGACUCCCUGCGCCGCCGCCACGCUGCCAAAGCAGCGACGCUCUGGUUCUGUGAGGAACCGGUAAACUCACGAUGGAGACGUUCUGAAAAGGUUGAGCAGGAUCCUUUUUCUGACCACGUCCUGCACCUUUAGCCGUAAACCUGAGCAGCCGGGACGGAACACAGACGUCACACAGUUAGAACCGACCCCUGGGCUCCUCUGAAGCCUCCUGCAGAAAUAUGAUGCUGCUAUGAUUUUUUUAUCUGAUUUCCAGCUUGAAUGAGAACGUCGCCGUCCAGCCUGUGGGUGUUGUUUUCUGGAGAUCAAAUUGCAGCACUUGUUUAUGAGGUGAAAGAUUUUGCUAUUUGUUCUUUGCAGAGGAAAGAAAAUAAAAAGAAAUGUGAAUUAGACACGUAAUGUCAGCAAUCGCUUGAAGUCUGAAAGAUGUACAUUCGUGUCUUUAUAAUAAAGUUUGGUUAAAACACAAGCAGUAAAGGCAAAGUUUGUG